Sitophilus oryzae (rice weevil) is the source of this 1502-nucleotide messenger RNA. RefSeq lists its product as uncharacterized. Lineage: Eukaryota; Metazoa; Arthropoda; Insecta; Coleoptera; Curculionidae. The record is from RefSeq and is a predicted model, not a curated record. The coding region runs from base 475 to 1278 and encodes 267 amino acids. The transcript has 7 exons.
AACAGCGUAACUAUUAAGAUUUCGUAAAAAUUAUUUUUCAAAACUCAUCAACCGGUGGUGGCAGUGCGCCAUUGUGAAAUUUGCCAUUGAAAAUUCGAGUUUGUAGUCAAAAAAAUACCCUUCGGUAAUUACUAGGUGUUUGAAACUUGUUAUGGAGAUCUCAAAGUGCUUUUUUCUAUAGUUUUAUCGUUUGUAUAUUAUUAAAUACGUCAGAGUAGUGGGUAGAUCGCCUAUAAUGACGGGAGCUGAAGACUAUCUCAAAGAAAUUAUUAGACUGCAACUGAAGAAGCCCAGAAAUUGGAAUUGGGAACUGUCAACUUCGAGAUCUUCGCCACAUAUUAGUUUACCAACGAUUCAGCUUUAUAACUCUAAAGGGAAACUUCUUGUUGAAACCAAAGAUGAUGGUUCCAGUUCAAGACAAAGUUGGAAAAGCUCGGAUACUAAAGCUGAUAGAACUCAAAUACAUAUACAAAAAUGCAGAAGGAGAAUCUUGAACAGAAACUGGCAAAAAUCAGUGAGUUUGAAUCAAAUCGUUUAAAAAACAAGUAUGUCAAAAGAUGUCGCAGCGAUACUUUAACUGAUUCAGUACUACCUAGUAGAAGAAAAAAUAGGUCUAGUGAAGCUGUAAUUAGUAGUGGCAGAAGUAGAAACAAAGAUAAAGGAGUCUUAGGUGAGGUACCUGUUGACAGGCCGUCAACACAAAGAACACUAAAUGAGAGACUCAGAGAUAUAGAGCAAAGAAGACUGUACGGACUGCAAAAGUCAAAAAGCGAUGUAAUAGACAUUCAAGUUAAAUCAAAACCAUCUCAACACGUUCAAAGACCUUACCACCGAAGAACUGGUAGUGACGAUUUAUUCCAGAAGUCCUGGCACAAAUACAACUUAAAAGAAAGCCUGAAAAGAGCAGAAAGAGAUGGUUACAAAAAUUUUCUGGAUACCACGCCUUACCGGGCAUGUUCCGUGGAUAGAUCUAGCGAUAGAAACAGAAAAAAGCCUGUUCCGGGAUAUCUGGAAACAGCUGAGACAGUUUUUUGCAACAACAAACCUCAAAAUUUCGAGAUCAAGGACGUAGAAAAACCAAAAAGGUACAGACUGAGACAGAGUAGAGCGGGUAUCUUGGUGAUCAGUGACGAGAGCUUCAGUUCGAGUCACAGAAAAAGGUGUCACGGUGAUCUGGGCGAUUGUAGGGAAGACAGUGGUGACGUAAUUAUAGAAGGAGAUCUGACAAGUUCCGUAGAAGAUUUGAACGAGCUAAGAAAAAGGUAUGGUUUAUAUUAAAUUAAAUGAACGGGGAAUGACAAUCAAUAAUAAUUUUGUCUAGGUCAAGCUCUAGACUUCAUUUAUUUUGCCCGUACUCUUCGUUAUUUUUUAAUGGCGUUUAUUUGAGUAAAUAUUAUUUUUAAAUGGUGUAGGUGGUUAAAAUAAAAUAAUUAUUUUUAACUUCUGGCGUUGAAAAUAAUUAUUUUUAUGUCCAUGUCAAUCAAUGUCUAAUAUAAACAUGU